Galeopterus variegatus (Sunda flying lemur) is the source of this 1231-nucleotide messenger RNA. RefSeq names its product kinesin-like protein KIF2A. Gene Ontology annotation, biological process: microtubule-based movement. The transcript is spliced from 9 exons. The annotation marks the transcript as partial. The record is from RefSeq and is a predicted model, not a curated record. Lineage: Eukaryota; Metazoa; Chordata; Mammalia; Dermoptera; Cynocephalidae. Gene Ontology annotation, molecular function: microtubule binding; ATP binding; microtubule motor activity.
AUACACCAAGCAAUGGUAACAUCUUUAAAUGAAGAUAAUGAAAGUGUAACUGUUGAAUGGAUCGAAAAUGGAGAUACAAAAGGCAAAGAGAUUGACCUGGAGAGCAUCUUUUCACUUAACCCCGACCUUGUACCUGAUGAAGAAAUUGAACCCAGUCCAGAAACACCUCCACCUCCAACAUCCUCGGCCAAAGUAAACAAAAUUGUAAAGAAUCGACGGACUGUGGCUUCUGUUAAGAAUGAGCCUCCUCCAAGAGAUAAUAGAGCACGCAGAAAAUCUAAUUGUGUGAAGGAAGUAGAAAAAUUGCAAGAAAAACGAGAAAAGAGAAGACUGCAACAGCAGGAACUUAGAGAAAAAAGAGCCCAGGAUGUUGAUGCUACAAACCCAAAUUAUGAAAUUAUGUGUAUGAUCAGAGACUUUAGAGGAAGUUUGGAUUAUAGACCAUUAACAACAGCAGAUCCUAUUGAUGAACAUAGAAUAUGUGUUUGUGUAAGAAAACGACCACUGAAUAAAAAAGAAACUCAAAUGAAAGAUCUUGAUGUAAUCACAAUCCCUAGUAAAGAUGUUGUGAUGGUACACGAACCAAAACAAAAAGUAGAUUUAACAAGGUACCUAGAAAACCAAACAUUUCGUUUUGAUUAUGCCUUUGAUGACUCAGCUCCUAAUGAAAUGGUUUACAGUUAUACAGGGAACUUCCUGAGACUUCUGGCAGCAAGAUGGCAGUCUGAAGGCAGCGGCAGCGGUAGAAACUCAAGACUCGGGGGCCCCAAGGACUGGAAGAAAUCACAGUGCCUACUUGGAAAGAAGAAAAGCGGCAGUGGCAUCAGCAGAGGAACUGCUGGCAGCAGAGCCAGUAGCAGCAGCAGCAGCGGAGGAACCGGUGGCAGCGGAGCCAGCGGCAGCGGCAGCAGUGGAGGAACUGGCGGCAGCAGCAGCAGCGGAGGAACCGGCAUCAGUGGCAGCAGUGGAGGAGCCGGCGGCAGUGGUGCCCUCAAUGUCAGCAGCAGAAGUGGUGCCAGCAGUAACGGCAACUGCAGCAGCAGCGGUGGAACCGGUGGCAGCGGCAGCAGUGGAGGACCCGGCAUCGUAAGCGGCACCGGUGCCAGUGGGGGAAGCGGCACCAGCGAUAGCAGCGGGAGCAGGGGAAGCGGCGGCAGCGGAGCCGACGGCAGUGGUGCCGGCAGCAGCGGUGUGAACGGUGGCAGCGGCAGCAGCUGGGGAACCGGCAGUG